AUGUUUCAGAGUCAUUAAACGCCAAAGUAAACUUAUAAGCAACAACCAUAAAAAAUAUACUAGCAGAUUCACUAAAAGACUCUUCCUUGUAAAUCUUUAUCACCUACUCAAUUUGGCAAUCAAAAAAAGGGAAUGAUUGAAUUAGAGGAAUAAAAUCCUUCCACUCCACAGAAGUUGAAUUUAUCCAAAGGACUCAAGUUGCUAAAUGUGCCUUCACAAGGAAAUGAGAAUAGUUUUAGAGGAAGCAAUUAAAAGAAUCUAUUAGUCUCUGAUAGUCCAUUAAUGUCAAAUAAUAAAGAGAAUGGGGCAUCAAGUAGGAGAUUGAAUACAGACUCGACUCAGAUGGAUUUAAAUUCCUAAGUGAUCUUAUAAGAGAAUAGGAAAUUGAAUGAAAUGAUUCAAAGAUUAUUCAAGGAGAAAUAAGAGUUAGUUACAAUAAUAGAUAAAUAAAAGAAUGCAUAAUGUAUAAUGAGUAGUUAAGGAGGGGACAAUUUGAAUUUGAAUAGUUUAAAGGAGAGAAUUGAGAGAUUGGAGGGAGUCAUUGAUUUGUAGAGUGAAGAAAUUCUGUAAUGGAAAUAAAAAUAUAAACAAGCUUGUGAAUAAGAUGAGAGAGCAUAUGCAAUAGAAUAAAUGGAAUCUCAGAUUAUGAAAGUGGUGGAGGAGAAUGAGAGAUUAAAUAAUUUGGGAAAUGAUAAGGAUAAGCAAAUAGAAGAUUAAAGUAAUGAAAUAAUAGCAUUGCAGAAAAGAUAGUUUGAAUAAGAAUAAAAAAUGAAGGAUCAAUCAAAUUUAAUUAUCGCUUAUGAAGAAGAUACUAAAGAGUUGAAGAGACAAUACAAACAGAAAUUAAAUUUGAUUGAGAAACUAGAGUAAUAGUAGUAGUAAUAAUUACAAUAAAUACAUUAAUUACAGUAAUUGUAGAAUUAUAGUGAAAUAUCUUCGCAUUCUUCAUUUCAUGAGAAUAGGGAUCACUCUUAAAUUGUUUUGGAAUAGAUUCAGUUUUUAGAACAAACGUUAUCUGAAUUAUCUACUUAAUAUACAUCAUAAACUUUAGAAAACCAGAGGUUGUUGAGACAAAAUAAUAAUUUGAAGGAGGAACUGAUAUUGCAGUAAAAAGCUUUGGAUGAGAUACGUAAUUGUAGUAGAGGAGCUGUGAAUCCAAAAUUUCAAGAUGCUACUAAGUGCUUAAAGUUAAUGAGGGAGAAGAUUGCGAAGUCAUAAUAGAAAUGA
Messenger RNA from Paramecium tetraurelia, 1227 nucleotides. RefSeq lists its product as uncharacterized. The record is from RefSeq and is a predicted model, not a curated record. Lineage: Eukaryota; Ciliophora; Oligohymenophorea; Peniculida; Parameciidae. The transcript has 2 exons.